Myxozyma melibiosi is the source of this 1305-nucleotide messenger RNA. RefSeq lists its product as uncharacterized. The coding region runs from base 79 to 1218 and encodes 379 amino acids. Gene Ontology annotation, cellular component: endomembrane system. The record is from RefSeq and is a predicted model, not a curated record. Lineage: Eukaryota; Fungi; Ascomycota; Lipomycetes; Lipomycetales; Lipomycetaceae. Gene Ontology annotation, molecular function: 1-acylglycerol-3-phosphate O-acyltransferase activity. The transcript has 4 exons.
UACUUUUCCUUCAGAUAUCUCAAUCCACUCUUCCUUCUACUUCUCUCAAUCUCCGAUCUGGCCAUUAACGACACAAUUAUGGGGCUUCACUUUGCAAAAUUCUAUACAAAAUCAAUACUUUUGAUCCUGUCAGCCCUGAUCGACGUCGCACUCAGCAACGUCGCGCUGGUAUUUCUCAAAUGGACCGAAACUCGAUGGCCUGCGCAGUCUGAUCUUUUGCGAACCGCUGUAUCUGCUUCGCUAUGGGGAUAUUUGCUUUACAUUGUUCAAGUCAUCAAGAAGGUCAAUAUCUCAUUCAGCGGCGACCUCGUCAGCGCGGAAAGCAGCGCGCUGUUCAUAUGUACAACUCCUACAUUUGUCUUCAGAACCACGAUCACUGACUCAGUCUCGCUAGGUAAUCACAAAUCAACUCUAGACUACAUCAUCCUCUACGCCCUAUCCAGCUACCACGGCGUUCCAGGACGCAUGCGUUUUCUCAAUUGGCGAUCUAUGUUCAGUAUUCCUUCUUUAGACUGGUUAUUUGCUAGUCUAUGGGUUUCGCAGAACUGGACUUUGGAUUCAGAGGAAGAGAAAGAAGAACUGUUUAGACCACUUGCGAACGGUCUCCACUGGACUGCUGUUUUUCCAGAGUCGAUUCGAUAUACUCCCGAGGUUGCGUUUGAGCAUAAACGAUACUGCGUACUGAAUGGCCUACCUGUGUUGCAUCACUGUCUCUACCCGCGGUUUGAAGCCUUUGUGCCUAUUCUACAAUAUCUUAUAGAGCAGGAACGAAUUGAGUGUGUAUACAGCGCGACCUUAUUCUACGAAAAGACAGAUCAAGAUAACGAACCCGUCUCUUCCAUCGCCACAUCCUCAGCCAGCGCCGUCACCGCCCCCUCCACAACCAGAAGAAAUUCUCCAGCAGUGCACCUUCUAGACUCUCCAGGCUCUGAAUCCACCAGCAAGAUCGACAUCGCACCAACCCUCCGCGACGUCCUGCUUGGCAGGACAGACUGCUGGAACUUCCACAUGCACAUCGAGAAAGUGGCGAUCGAUCAGAUACCGACUGAUCCGCACUCGAUUGAACGAUGGCUCGAACGGCUGUGGGUUAAGAAGGAUAGGUUUCUGUCGAUCAUUGAGCAAAAGGGAAUGUCGUAUAAGGGACUGGGGUUCGUAUAUUACCUUGGGGACGAGUGCGUGGUGAACGACUCAUCUACACAGAUGUCUACACAGAUGUGACCUUCACAGUUGCUUAAAGAUAUUUUUAUCCUUGCUUAAUGCUGUUCUUAUUACGAUUUAUUCUUAUUACGAUUUAUUAAUUUAUCC